AUGGUUUAUCGUUCCAUCAGCCGUGACAUCAAGGAACGUGCCCUGGUGCUUCUUCGCGAUGGCUGGGAGCUCGAUGAUGUUGUAGAGGCUCUUGGCGUUCAUUCCAGAAGCAUCGAACGUUGGCUCGACAACUAUGAACAAUACGGGAGCGUAAUUCCAACCAGAUAUCCUCAGGGCCGUCCCCGAAGACUUUCCACCCUGAUUUCGCAGGAACUUUCAUUGCUUAUACAAGAAUCUCCCUCCCUCUUCCUGGAUGAGAUUGUUGAAUGGCUUGCACUAAUGCAUGAUCAGCCAAUGCCACUGUCCACACUCUGCGAUAAUCUGGAGGAUCUUGGGCUGCGGAGGAAGGUUCUCAGACGGAUUGCGCUUCAGCGCGAUGAAGGGUUGCGAACUGCCUGGAUGGAUCGCAUCCUUAGGAUAUUUACGGCGGAGCAGAUGGUCUUUAUAGAUGAAUCCAUCCUCCCGGCGUUGACUCUUGAUGGCUACAUUGCUCUUCGUGUGGUCCCUGGCUCUGUGGAUGGCGAUGAGCUCUACGAUUUUGUCCUUUAUGACCUGUUGCCCAGGAUGAAUGCCUUCCCAGCACCCUGUAGCGUUCUCAUUUUAGACAAUUGUAACACCCAUAAAAGUGAUGCAUUGCGAGAGGCUGUUGAA
Molecule: messenger RNA, 651 nt
Organism: Desarmillaria tabescens
Lineage: Eukaryota; Fungi; Basidiomycota; Agaricomycetes; Agaricales; Physalacriaceae
Exons: 3
Source: RefSeq, a predicted model, not a curated record